CUCAUUUAUCGCCAAUUCAUCCAAUAUCUUAGCGUCUUUCCAUCUCUCCCCACACAUACAUUAUAUAUAUUGUCUGAAAUAGUAAUCCUCCCUCUCUCUCGUCAUUGAUACACGUUUUCUGCAGCGUAUUUGCCUCCCCCUUGUUUAUAAUUAAUUAUAUGCGUAAAUUUAUUGACCAUUGAAAUGAACAGUUAACAACUGUUCUACUUUUAAUCAACCAAUCAGGUUCGAGUAUAAAAUAAAUUUCUCUGUCCCUCACUAAAAUCACCCGCUAAAUUUAAUGCCUUUAUGCUGUGUACACGCAAACACACUUUUUACCUGUCUACCUGCCUGCCUGCCUAUAACAAACCAGUCUGUUUUCUAUGCGUUCUUCUCCUCUUAGAAUUAACCUGAUACUAUAUCCUAUGAAUCGAGUAUGAUAUCGUUCUAACGGCUAGCUAAGUAUUUAAGAAUUCUCAUUAUAUUCAGGAUAGAUAUUCUCUCUGUAGGACUUUCUUGCUUGCUGUGAACACAAAUUUGUUGUAAAAAAAAACUUGAGAGUAUUGUAUAAUUUAUUCAUAUUUACUCAACAGUCUUUAUAUUAAUCAUUCUAAGCUAUCCAGUCAUAGAGUUGCAGACAUAACUACAUGUACAAACACGUGCACCUACACACACAUACACACACACAACACAUACGAAUAUUUCAUUAAUGAAUGAAUCAAGAAGUGAUGGAAUCAUAUCGGACUAAUUUAAAUAUUACGCAUACAGAAUCAUCAUCAUCAUUAUUAUUAUCUCAGACAUCAUCGCUUCUAUCGCCACCUCCAUCAUCAACAUCUUCAUCCUCAUUAUCAUUAUCGUCACCAUCAUUGAAUCGAUUAAUUGAACAAUUCACUAAUGAGGAUAAUAAUUUAAUUCAGCAGACACCUUCAACCUACUUCGACAAAACAAUAUCAACUACAACAAGGGAAAUAAAAACAAAUGUGAUAAAAAGAAAUAUUUUCUCAAAUAUGAUCAAUAAUAAUAAUAGUAGUAAUGAUAUUAUUAAUAAAGAAGACUGUACUCGUGAUAUGAAUCCUCUGUCAUUAUUAGAAAGUGCAUGUUCAUUGGCUUGUAACUAUUCUCCUUUGUGCGCAUUAACAAACUCUUUGAACAAUUUUAAAGCUGACAGUGCUAUUGCAACACUAACAACUUCUAAUAUCCCUACCACUACUAGUACUACUGAAGAUAACGACACAACUAAUAGUAGUAGUAGUAGUAAUGACUACAUUCUUCAUGGUCAGUAUCAAAGUAAAAGUCUACAGUCAAUGAAUAGGUCUACUAAACGUGGGACAGGUACACGAAAUCGUCUGCGACAUUCAAUAAAAGAUCAAGUCACAGUUACACAGCGGAAUGAGAAACUCAACAUUUUGCCUUAUCCUAAUAACAGUAUCAACAACAGUAAUGAGAAUAUUCACCAAUGGUCAAGUGAUCUUAACAAUGAUGUUGACAGUAUAUUCCACCCGAAUCGAUUAUUACUACCUAUAUCACGUAAUAGCUCAGAAAUCAUCACAAGCUUACAACAGAAUAUUUUUAGUCACGACUUCUUAAUGAAUCAUGGUGUCGACAUAAAUUCUCUUCCUUCCUCUUCUUCUUCCUCUUCUGCAACUUUUAAGAAGAAUGUGGACAACUGUACUAAUUCUGACAUUGUCAAUCAGAAUCCCCAGUGGUUAUCUAAUGAAUCCUCUUGUCGCAAAGAUUUCACGUCAAAACCUUUCAAUGAACAACAUCAAUUGCUGAAUUUCUCAGGAUUUCCUUCAUGUUCCACAUCGUCUAGAUCCAAUCUACAUGAUAGUGGAAUUAUUCCCUUAUAUGUAGAUUUACAAAAUAAUGAAAGUGGUGUUCGCAGUCAUCCUGUAGAACAACAAAUAGACGAAUUAACAAACAUUAAUAAUAACAGUAAUAAUAACGGUAGUAAUAAUAAUACUAACAAUCCUACUGAAUAUUUUAGUCAAGAAAAUCCAAGUUACUUCGAUACAAGCAAAAGUGUAUUACCAACAGCGGAUUGUAAUCAAGAUUUGCUAUCCUUUCAAUCUUCGACAACAAGUCUUCAUAACCAGAUGCAUCCAUCGAUCGACUUAUUCUCCUGCAAUACUAUUGACGAAGCUUGUGUAAAUAGGUCGAAACAACAGUCAGUAGCAAAUCUACAAGAAGUGAAUGAAAUAAAUGAUUUUACAGAUGUUAAUAAUAACAAUAAUAUUAGUAGUAAUAACCAACAGAGUAUUUAUUAUGACCGAAUGAAUAGCACAGACAAAGAAGUAGAACACUGGAAAAAUAUUUUAUACCGUCCAACAAAAUCGCCUUAUCACACUAGUCACGAUUUGAUGAAAUGUACACCAGAUACAAAUAGAAUUCAAACAUUUGUGCAGUCUGGUGAGAACUUAUCAAAUUAUUCAAACUUUACUGACAAGACAGGAUUUAUGGGUAAAUUAUGUAAUAAUACUACAGACAGUGAUCAUACAAGAAUAAUCUCAGAUCAGUUUCAUCCAGAUUGUAAUAACUCCUUUCCAUUGAAGUCAACAAAAUUACCAAUAGAAUUAUCACAAAAUUCCUCUACGUUGAUGAACUCCUCACCGCUAGUAACAUCAAUAAAUCAGAAUGAAUAUUUAACCAGUGGGAUUACAUUGUCGGAUAAUAUUUCCAAUUGUUUAUCUCCAUUAAGAUCAAACGAUUGGCGAAGUUGUAAAGUCAGCAAACAUUUGAAUGCUGAACAUUCGCCAAUGUCAUUGCCACUUACUUCAACAGAAUCACUGAAAACAUUUGAUGUUUCUAUGAAUCUAGUUAAAGAGAAUUCACAGUAUUUAAAUAAUUCCUCUCAGAGACUAUUGAGUGAAGAUAGUGGUUUCAAUAGAACAGAUUAUACUGAAUCAACUCAAGGCUAUCCUUCAUACUUGUCGUCGCAUAUUAAUCCAAUACCGGAAUCAUUCUGUAAUCAACCGUGCCAGUAUUCCCAGAAUCAAGAAACAUGUCACUACAAUAAUCAGCAGGCUAAUUUACUCAAUUUAACUAAUUCAUCCUCUGAGCUGAAUAAUGAAUCAGCUUUCCAAAAAUACGAAUGGAAAUCUCCAAAUAUGAUGAUUAUGAAUCAUGUAAGUGAACUAAUGAAUAUAUAUAAUAGUAGUAAUAAUUAUACUGCUAGUAAUGCUACAACCACUAAUAUCACUACGACUGCUACUAUUACUACUGCAACUAAUUCUGUAAUGAACACCACUACUACUACUACUUCUGUUAGUACUAUCAAUAGCAGUGGUGGUUGUGAUCCAGUGACAAAUAGCUUAGAGAUGGGUAUUAACAGUAACCUGCAUAUAAAUAAUAAAAAUUUAUCAGAAAAACUAAAUUCCCGUAUGAACAAUGAUCAACAAUUUAAUACUUUACUACAUAACAAUAGUAAUAAUCCAAAUUUAACAGAAUCCCAGCCUUAUUUGUUCCCCUCAUUAAUAUGUAAUCAGAAUACAACGACAAAUCUAAUUGACAGUAUUAAUUCUCAAUCAACAUUAAAUGAACACAUAUCAGUAGACCCGUUACAAUCGCUGUCUACAAUGCCAACAACAUCAUCAAGUCUAUUCAAUGGAAUGUUGCACAGUUUAGUACUACAGCCACCGACAUCAAUGCAACAGUUGAUCACCUCUUCAGCAUGUACAACCAAUGAAUUAAUUCAUGAGUGUAAAUUAUUCAAUUCUAGUGGUAAAUAUCAAUCAGAAAUGGCAGACGAAUUAAUGAAUAUGACAAGGACAUGUUCACCGUCACAAGUUCCAGGAUUCAUUGAUUCUUUAAACAUGAAUGGAGUGGAUUAUCCUCAAGUUGGUAGAAAUACCGAGAAUACGAAUACCACAGCUAUGUCAAACAGUAGCAAUAAUAAUGGCACUGGUAAUAAUAAUAACAACAACACAAUAAUUCCUGGAACUGGUGAGUAUCCUUCAGCUGAUGAUUUAGAGAUAUUUGCUAAAAUGUUUAAACAGCGUAGAAUUAAACUGGGCUAUACACAAGCCGAUGUUGGUCUAGCUUUGGGUACACUAUACGGGAAUGUAUUCAGUCAAACAACUAUAUGCCGUUUCGAAGCCUUGCAAUUAUCGUUUAAAAAUAUGUGUAAACUAAAACCGUUAUUGCAGAAAUGGUUACAUGAAGCCGAUUGUUCCACAGGGACAACAAAUAAUCUUGAUAAAAUUACAACACAAGGACGUAAACGUAAAAAGCGUACAAGUAUAGAAAUUGGUGUCAAAGGUAUCCUAGAAAAUCACUUUGUUAAACAACCGAAACCAUUAGCCCAAGAUAUUAUCCAAUUAGCUGAUGUAUUAGGCUUAGAAAAAGAGGUGGUGCGUGUAUGGUUUUGUAAUAGACGACAAAAACAGAAACGACUGAAUCCUCUACUACUCGGUUCCGGUUUGAAUUCCAAUGAGGAUAGUACAUGUGGAAGUAUGAAUAAUGACGAUGAUGAUGACGAUGUCAGCUAUGAAGAUGAUGAUGAUGACAGUGAUGAUGACAACGAUGAUGAAGUAGAAGAAGUGGAAAGGAAUAAUAAUCCACAGGAAGAUGAAAACCACCUUCGAAAUGGUAAUGAUCAACUUGAUGCACAUAUGGAAGAGAAACAGAUUACCAAUCAUGUACAGAAUAAAAAUCAAACAAAUAAUGAUUUAAACGGUGAUGGUGACUACAGAAAACCAGAGAAUAUUUCAGAGCAUAAUUUAUAUGAAAGUGAAAAUCACUCGGAUGUAUCCAAUAGUCAAUCGAUGAAACACAACUCCUCAAUGAAACGUUCAAGGCGUCGAAUAAAUCAAUCACUUACCCCGAUUAAUUUUAAUUGUAAUUUUACUAAUGAUCAAUUGCCAGUUAAUUCUAACCAUAAUAUGUACGCGAUGUCAUGCUGUUUGUCAUCGUCAUCCUCAUCCUCGACAUCAUCAUCAACGUGUUCCUCUCAGCUGCCAUCAUUACAUUCUACAUUUUGUGUAAGCAAUUCAAAUCAAUUAUUGUCGUCGAAUUAUCCUACUUACAGUAGUACAUUAUUGCAUAAUUUACCAUUUCAUAAUACAUCACAGAGUUUAAUAAAUACAGAUCAUUUACUUCAAAAAUAUCCAUUAAUAUUCCCUGAUAAUGACAGUGUAAAUCGAAGUGAUAAUACUAACAAUGAUAGUAAUAACAGUGAUACAACCAACGGGCUCUUAGGUCUACAGAUGAAGCCAUUCUACGCACCGUCGAAUAAUUUAUUAUAUAACACGAAUGGAUUGAAUACUGAGGGCCAUUCACUGGACAAUAGUGUCGUCGACUAUAUCACUACAGAGCAGUCAAUGAAUAAUUCAUUUAUCCCGUCUAAUCUAAACUUUAACCAACAUCGUACAAAUUUUAUGCCGUCUAGUGUAACACCGCCAUUUCAUCAUAAUACUUAUACACAUGAUAUGAUGAUGAAUUAUAAUACACAAUUAGAAACUGCCAAUAUAUCGAAUGGAUUAACAAGUCACCUGAAUCCAAGUGAAAUCUCUGCAUAUCAUGAAGAAAGCAUUAAUCAGCCUGGUUUACUGAAUGAUAAUGCAUCAUCCAUGCCUGGCUGUAUAAGCGAACAGACAAAUUAUCCAGUUGACAUUGGAAUGAAUAUUGAAGCCUAUAAUGCCAACCAGUCAACAUUAAUUUCAAAUAUUUUUAUGCAUUCAAGAAAUAAUCCUUCUGUAACUGAUCCUGUCACUAUGAAUGACAACGUCUUUAUUUAUCCUGCAUCAAAUCAGUAAUGGAAGUUAUGCAGAUUUUGCAAAAGAAAAAAAAAGAAGCACAACAGCCAGCGGCUAAGGCAUUCAUUCAGAGGAGAUUCAGACACAUGCAUACUAUCAACGGUGGUGAAGAAUAUGGUUACAACUGAAUAGUUGCUCAUUUUCUCUCUUAUUCUCUUCGUCUUUUUUUCUGUGUCAAUCAGGUGAGUGGAAACUUUUUUCUCUCUCUUUAUUUUCCCCUUCCCAAUUUUUAUUUUGAUAAUCAGGAUGAUAUUGCACUUAAAUAAUCGAUUGAUUACACAAUGUCUUUCUAACCUUAAACUAUUCAUUUAAGAUUUAUUCAAUCCGCCAGUAUUACAAACACAAUUCCAUGUAUCAGGUCACCCAUCGUCACUCACUGCUGUAAUCACUCAAUCAUAGAAAACGAUUACACUUGGUGUUGUAUAGUCCGUGAAGAUGUGCUGAUGCAUGUGUGUGUGUGUAUAUUUUUCUACUAAAACAAAAAUUUUCCUUUGGACAUACAAAAUGAAGCAUAAACGGAAUUGGAGCGACUCUCAUAAACUGAUAAAUGAAAUAAAAAGAAAACUGGUGAAAUCAUUAACUAAUUAACAACCCUUCUGAUUUCUAGAUCUUAAUGAAACUAAUAACAGCACUGAUAGUGUUUGUGGAAAGAAUAAUGGUGUACAUAGUUGAUAAAUUAUGAAAUAGACUUAUUGUACUUUAAAAUAUUCUGCCUUUUUGCAGACAACUGUUAAAAUAACAUUAAAUUACUACUACUAUUGCUACUUCUACUGCCUAACCAAACUUCUUCAUUUCCUUCUCUUUUAUUUCUUAUUCUUCCUGUUAUUAUUAAACAGGUGAUAAGUUGAACCAACGUAAAUAUAAACUAUUGCCUAUUUUCCACUUUAUUUGUGUUUCUUCUCUUCCCUUUUUUUUGCUGAUGUUUUGUUUGUUUAUCUUUCACUGAAUGAAAUUAUUAAUUAAUACCUCUGAUUGUUAUUCAAUGUGUUACAGUAUCUUGUUGUAGGAUAGGUUUCAUAAAUUGUCCAGCGGGGAUGAAUAGGAACAAUGUAUACGCGAAGAGUAGUGGUAGCAGUAGCGGCAAUAGUAUUCUAUUUAUCGUUGUUAUCGAUUAGGG
This is a messenger RNA of Trichobilharzia szidati, 6849 nucleotides long. NCBI's taxonomy places the organism in Eukaryota, Metazoa, Platyhelminthes, Trematoda, Strigeidida, Schistosomatidae. The record is from the annotation of a GenBank genome assembly.